AUGUACCGAAUCCAACGAGGUGGUGGAUUACUGACCCAUUUCCGACGAUAUAGAAAUCUCACAGCCAUGACGCUCAGAACCAUCAACGCAAAAGAUGCGGCGUCUCUUGACAGGGACCUCAUGAAUGAAGGAGGUUUCUCCCUAGAUCAAUUAAUGGAGCUGGCGGGGCUUUCUGUAUCACAGGCUGUUUAUCGAGUUCAUCCUCCAUCCAAAGGAAGGAAUGUUCUCGUAGCCUGUGGCCCGGGAAAUAACGGGGGUGAUGGGCUUGUUGCCGCUCGUCAUCUUGCACACUACGGAUAUAAACCAACUGUAUAUUACCCGAAACAAGGCAAGAAUGAAUUAUACGAGCGCCUGAAAACCCAACUUCACAACCUCUCGGUCCCAUUCACAAGCGACUUUCCAGGUUCCCUCCAAACUAGUGAUUUGGUAAUCGACGCAAUCUUCGGGUUCUCCUUCUCGAGACCGCUUCGAGACCCGUUCCCCAAAGUAAUCUCCCUCAUAGAGGAAACCCAGGUACCCGUCCUGAGUGUGGAUGCCCCUAGCUCAUGA
Molecule: messenger RNA, 549 nt
Organism: Histoplasma mississippiense
Lineage: Eukaryota; Fungi; Ascomycota; Eurotiomycetes; Onygenales; Ajellomycetaceae
Exons: 5
Coding region: 1-549 (182 amino acids)
Cellular component (GO): mitochondrion
Molecular function (GO): NAD(P)HX epimerase activity
Source: RefSeq, a predicted model, not a curated record